Molecule: messenger RNA, 2817 nt
Organism: Amaranthus tricolor (Joseph's coat)
Lineage: Eukaryota; Viridiplantae; Streptophyta; Magnoliopsida; Caryophyllales; Amaranthaceae
Product: protein IQ-DOMAIN 3
Exons: 6
Coding region: 682-2193 (503 amino acids)
Molecular function (GO): protein binding
Source: RefSeq, a predicted model, not a curated record
UAAUUUUAUCAGAGUAAGACUGUAGAAUUUCUUAUACAGAAAGACAAAUUAAUAUUUUGUUUGGGUGGUGAGAAUCGACCGUUAUCAUCAUAGGAAGUUUUUUAAAAUCUUUUUAAUGAUCAUUGAUGCAACAGAAAAUUUAGAUCUGAAUCUGCCUAAGAUAUGGUGGGAGUCAUUUAAUUAAAAAACUAUUAAAAUUUGAAUUAUUUGAGAUAUAACAAAGAAAAAUAAUAGACGAAUUGGUUCAAUACAUAGUUGUUAAUUUGGUCAUGCAUAGGAGGUUCUUUUAUAUAGUUUUGAGAAUUAUAUGAUAAUAGAGUUUUUGAUAUGUAUAUUUUUGAAGGAUAAUAUGAUCAUAGGAAGUUCUUGUAUAUAUUGCAUCAUUAGUUUAUAAUUCCAGAGUCAAAGAUUUAUAAUUUUUUGGUUUUUGAUAAUUAGUAAAAAAAAGUUAUCUACCACGCAACAUAUGCUGCGGUUUUUAAUUACGCAACAUAAAGGUCAUAGAAAAAAUUAGGCAAAAAAAAAAUAUGCUGCGACAUUUACUAUACUAACAUGACUUAUUGAAUUAUAUGCACUUUUUGUUUAUGUGAAGUUGCAGAUGAUGUUUACUAUAAGGGUCAAUAGGAAACAAUUUUUUUAUUAUCACUAAUAAGUGUAUAACAAGGGUCAGGUUGCGUACAUAUGACCCCCAAAUCUCACCCUAGGAGUUUGAUUUCAUCAACAAACAAAGAGAUGGGUAGGAAAGGAAAUUGGUUUUCAGCAAUGAAAAAAGCCCUCCACCCUGAUGCAAAGGAGAAGAACAACCAGGAAUCUGGAAGAUCCAAAAAGAAAUGGUUUAGGAAGAAAAGAAGAUCAGGUACUAGCACAACACCAUCAGAAUCUGCUCCUACAACCGUGUCAACUCAGCCAGUCGCGGCUCCUGUAGUGGUUCAUCCUCCCCCGACAGAACCUCCAAAAUCGAGCACAUCCGAAACAGAACAGACCAAACAUGCCUACCAUGUGGCACUCGCGACUGCUAAGGCAGCCGAGGCUGCUGUUGCUGCUGCACAGGCUGCUGCAGAAGUCGUUCGUUUGACUGCCACUGCUCCUCCUGCUCCUGGCAAGUCCCAAGAGGAAAUCGCUUCCCUUAAGAUUCAAACUGCUUUUCGAGGAUAUAUGGCAAGAAGAACAUUGCGUGCUUUGCGAGGGUUGAUGAGGCUGAAGACAAUGAUGCAAGGACAAGCGAUACAACGCCAGACAGCAAAUACUCUAAAAUCGAUGCAAGCGUUAGCACGCAUGCAGACCCAAGUACGCGAGAGAAGACUAAAGAUGGCCGAGGAGAAUCUAGCUCAUCAAAAACAAAUUCAACAGAAAUAUGCAAAAGAGCAAGCCAUGGAGCUAGAGAAAUCACAAAAAAAUACACAGCAAAACGGUGAGGGUAAUUGGGAUAGCAGCGGAAAGACGAAGGAACAGAUCGAAGCAAAGAUGCAAAGCAGACAUGAAGCCGCGAUUAGAAGAGAAAGGACACUAGCAUAUGCUUUCACUCAUCAGCAAGCGUGGAAAGCUUCAUCGAUGUCUGCACACACAUUGUUCAUGGACGUCAACAAUCCACACUGGGGCUGGAGCUGGUUAGAACGAUGGUUAGCUGCUAGACCGUGGGAGACUGCGACUACUCCUGACAAAGACUUAAGCAACGAUAAUUCCCCUCGAAUGAAUACAUCAAAGCCCAAGAACGAGAUCAAAAAAUCGUAUGCCCGUCAUCUCCAACACCACAACAGCGAAAAACCGAUCCCUAAACAAUUGCGUCCCACUGCAGGGCGCUUGUCGACUUCUAGUACGCCAUCAAAGCAAACUAGUACAGCCCGAAAGCUGAAGUCCCCAAGUCCAAGGAAGAGUCUGUGGGGCCAAGAUGACGAUGCAAGAAGCGCAGUCAGUGUGCAUUCAGAACAACAAUCGAGGAGGAAUAGUGUGGCGGGCUCAUCUGUGAGGGACGAUGAGAGCCAAGCGAGUUCUCAGACUGUUCCGAGUUAUAUGGCUCCUACGGAAUCUGCAAAGUGUAGAUCACGAUUAGGAGGCGAUACCAAGAGGGAAACGAGUGUCACACCUGACAGAGUCUCGGUUUGUUCUGUUAAGAAAAGGGCUUCUCAGCCUGCUUCUCCUGCUAGAUCAAGGCACUCGACUUCCUCAAAUGCCGAUGCUCAUUCCGUCUCGUGAGCAGGCCUAAAUGUUAGUUAUUAAUCACAACUUUUUCUAUUACUUGUUUGCUAUACUUUUGUGUCAUUAGUUCCUUCAAAAUAGUAUGCAGGAUUGUAAUUGUUUGUUAAACAUUGGUUUGCUUGUUUUACAUUGAGGAUAUACUUCUAUAAAGCAUGAUAAUGUUGUAAUAAUCGGUAAAUUUGUUAUUAGGCUUGUACACGAUAAGACCCACAUAAGGGGAGAGUUGACUGCGCACAAACCCGAUGAGAUUUCAUCCUAAAACCAAUUGGUAAUAGGAGGAGUAGCCCAUCAAGUAUAUAUGUUAGUCAACCUCUUUCUAGUUCUUCGAUGUGGGAUCAUAUGUGGGUUAUUUUCCGACACUAAUCACUGAUACAUCAAGAACUUAACUGCGAGAAUUUCAUGGUCAUCGUCUCUUUGAUGUCAAAAUCGACACCAUUCUAGGUAUCUAGAGCAAAUGACGGACACAUUAAGGGGCCUGGGUGUGUUCACUACCCAAGCCUUACCAGUGACACUAUAAUGUAAUACGUUUGAGAUUUUAAUAGUAAGAAUUAACUAUCUUUUUUAUGUGGCCCUAUUGUAUAUUACAAGUAGUUUGCUAAUUCCUGAAUUUUUUUUCAUAUC